Molecule: messenger RNA, 3201 nt
Organism: Porites evermanni
Lineage: Eukaryota; Metazoa; Cnidaria; Anthozoa; Scleractinia; Poritidae
Source: the annotation of a GenBank genome assembly
AUGAGUAACAAAGAAAAAGUCUGCUUCCCUUCGGAGAAUAAACAAGGAGCUUUGUCGGGGGUGUUGACGGGAGACACUAGCAAAUCAAGCAUGGGGCUCGUGGUUCUACAGGAGUGGUGGGGCAUGAAUCAGGUGAUCAUAGACGAAGCUGCGGAUAUUUCUGGAAGGGGCAACUUUGUUACCCUUGUUCCCGACUUGUACCGGGGAAAAAUAGCGACGGAUCACGAAACCGCGGGCCACUACAUGUCUGAUUUGGAUUGGCCAGGCGCAGUGCAAGAUAUCGCUGGGGCUGCGAAAUAUUUGAAGGAGAAAGGUUGGUCCAAUAUAUAAACUCCUUAAUAGUUAAUCGGGGUCACGCAAUUCGAGGGAGAGUAUAGUAUACGUAGGUGUUGCAACUUUGGGCUGGUCCGGAACGCUGCAAAAUCCUGAAAAUGACCCCUUUUUUGUUAAGAUAACUCCAAGCUUUGUUUUGAAACUGCAGUGGUUCAAAAUGGAUAUUUUCCCUACCCAGGGAGUGGGAGGGUGUGUUUAGGAUUAGUAUUCGCCGACAGAAUGUUCAAUAAUGAGAAAAUCCUUAAAUAAGAAUGACCGAGCAGGCCCAUAGGGAGGUUUUUUACGGGGUAGGUGCAAUCCAACUAGGAGACAUACCAAAUAAGGCUGGUGGGGCAUAUCUCUUAAGGGGGGAAGCUUUAGUUGUCUGAGACAAAAUUUCCCAGGAACUUUGCAACUGGGGGGGGGGGCUCACCUGGAACACGUUAGUGUGAGUCCAGGGACAUGCUCCUGUGAAAACUUUUUGAAUUUUAAAAGCCCCCUGAAAUGGCUGAAAAUGCAAUUAAAACUAAGAUGGUGUGGUGAAACUUAUAUACUUUCAACAAGAAAGAAUGUCGACCUAAAAAAACUUUUCUCCACAAAGAGUCACACGGUGCAGCUUUAAUAGGAGUUUUAAUAUCCUCCAAGCAACAUAGAGAACUGGGUUCAGCAUGUCAAAGCUGACGGGAGUUCUCAUACUUGCCAUGCAACUGGUAAAAAAACAAUUCAGAUCCAACCUGACUUUGCAGAAAAGCAUGGCAAACAAACACGAAAAGGAUUUUUAAUGAGCAAUGAAAAAGUGUCUUGUAGGCACACCAAAUCCCCUUUUUAUACUUAACGAAGGCUAAAACUUUUUUUUUUGGAAAAAGUGAGUCAGGCUUGUGACUUCUUUAACAGCAUUUUCAAUUUCACUACACUAUACUCCUACUUCACUUUUUUUAAGUCACUGAUCAAUAAAAAAGUGGACCUCUGGCGCCUAUGGGGGGGUGUGAGGGCAUGGUUCACACCCACCUCCCUACGGGCCUGCCAAGACCAGGUUUUCUUGAGUCUGCGAGACUGAGCACCAGACCCAAACCCUUGUUUUCACUAAAACCACUGGACACCACAACCUGGUUGAAGUCAUUGUUAUCUAAGGUCUUCCUAAUAAUGAAUACAGUCCUCUCUCACUGGUUACCAGCAUGAUGGGUGUUUUACUAGGAGGGGGGGGGGGUGACUGCUUAUUACCUGUGAGGGAGGCACACCAUUUUUAGAAAACUUGGAUUUUCAAACCCAACCCCCCAAUUCAUCCUAGCUAUUUAGAAAUGACCCCCCAUAAAUUUUAACUAUGGUGAAAGGAAUAUUCUAGCUACAAAUUGUGUAAAGUGCAUGCCCUCUCUCGUCUAAAAAAACGUAAACAAAUAACACCUGUUCUGUAGGCUACAAAUCGUGCCAAGAGUUCACCACAUGCUUUAUCUACAGUUGUGUUUAUAAGACCAGUGUUUGCUAUUUACAGAUGUUACAUUCAAUUUCAAUUCAUGCUUGUUACUGCUCUGUACUACUUUCAUGAAAAAUGACCCCCCAGGUAAUUCUUCCUAAUCUGAAAAUGAACCCUCAGCAAAAUGGCCAGCCCUGGCCCUGGUCCAGGCCCCCAUCUCAGGUAAUAAACAACCAGCCCAUAGAGACCUUUGGGAAGUUUGCCUGAUUUGUAAAACUAAUUAUUUUUUUGAGCACUAGCCCAUCUGAUCCUCCUUUUCAAUCUAUAUACAGCAGUCAAUGGACACCUGUAAUUUAUCAACUCAGUUGAAAAAACCCAAAAGUUUUGUAUCUCAGUCCUCCACUGAUGCACCCUGCGAUCAGAACCUGCUUUUGUCUUCUUGUUGGUUGAGAAGAGAAAAGGAGGCUGAUCUGGCUGAAUGGUGUAAAGCUUCUGAAUUUGCCACAGCCUCAAUUUCUGGAUAAGUCAAUCUUGCCUUCUGUCAUCAAACUGGUUUUUCAAAUGCAAGCAUCCAUUUUUAUUGAUAGUCUGAUGGUCUUAACUAAACCCACUGUGCCAAGGGCACAGCUAUUAGGAUUGGGUUCCAAACUGUAUCCUUAUGGCAAUAAGUAACCUAUAUGCUCAACAAAGAUCCUACUCAAUUAAUGCAGUCUUUGUUAGGUAUGCCAAAAUCGAAAUAUCGUCGUGAGCAAGUGAAAGAAAGGCUCUGCCAGCAGGUUGCCACUGAUGCAGCCCCAUACUUAGUGUAAGGCUAUGUUCUAACUAUACCUGUUAGCUUUUCAUGGCGCCGCGUAUAGCUAACCCCCGGCAGUGUAGUCAGUGUGUGAACACCUAACUGAUAUGUGAUUCUCUGCUCUAGAGAUCAGACUGGGGUAGCCUUGCUCCAUCUCAGACUUAUCACACCACCACAACAAUUUUUGUGAGCGUGUGAACAGAAGCCCUACCCAGUAUGAUAUUUGUGGCAGCACAAAGGCUAGCGGUAUAAUGUGAACAUAUCCUAUGUUUAGAAACUAAACCUGCAAUUAUUUGUUAUUUUGUCAGGUUGUAAGAAAGUGGGUGUGACUGGCUUCUGUAUGGGUGGGGCCCUUGCUUUAGCAGCUGCCGCACUACUUCCUGAAGAGAUUUCAGCUGCCGCCCCAUUCUAUGGCAUUCCCAGUUCUGACCUCUGUGAUGUGGGCAAGAUCAAAGCACCAGUGCAAGCCCACUUUGGUAGUAAAGAUACACUAGAAGGGUUCUCUUCACCGAAAGAUGCUAAGGCCCUUGCAGAGAAGUUUGAUGCCGCUGGAGUGAGUUAUGAGUUACACAUGUAUGAUACUGGCCAUGCCUUCACUAAUCCUACUAAUCCUAAUUACACUAAGGAAAUUUGUGAUUUGGCAUUAGGAAGGAUGGUAGACUUUAUGAAGAAACAUUUACAAUGA